AACUUUGCCCUUAACCAGUAUUCCCCCCGCACUGCGUUUGGUUCCGUCCCUCCCUCCAUCGUCUCUCUGUUCCUCAAUCGCUAAAGGGUUUCGCAGGCUUCGAGCUUUACCUCUCUGCAACUUUCCUUUAUCAUCCAUGGGUGACCGCGUGGAGUCCGAUGCUCGCCAUCACCUCUCUGUCACCGCUUCUCCUCAGCAGAUCUCCAAAGAUAUGCAUGGAAUGGACAAUUCUAUUCCGCUUUCCCCACAAUGGCUUCAGCCGAAACCUGGGGAAAACAAGCAUGGGAUGGUUUCUGCGGAAAUUAGCCCGUAUCCAGGUCAUGCUGGUCGCUCAGAUAUUGGGAAGUUAUCGGGAAACGGUGAGGCGUCGCAUGACACUCAUAAGAAAAAGGAUGUUUUUAGGCCAUCCUUGCUUGAAAUUGAAUCUGGUCGUCGUGAGCGCUGGCGUGAUGAAGAAAGAGACACCAACUCUUCCAUUCGCAGAGAUCGUUGGAGGGAUGGAGACAAGGAGCUUGGUGACUCGCGCAAAAUGGAUAGAUGGAUGGAGAACUCAUCGGUGAGACACUUCGGAGAAGGUCGCCGUGGGACAUCUGAGCGAUGGAAUGAAUUGAAUAACAAGGAAACUAAUUAUGAUCAACGGCGUGAGAGCAAAUGGAACACACGCUGGGGGCCAGAUGACAAGGAGACAGAAGGUUCGCGUGACAAGUGGAUAGACCCCAGUAGAGAUGGUGACAUGCCUCUUGACAAAGGGUCAUCUUCUCUUACUAAUCAUGUAAAGGAUGAGAAGGAGGGGGAUUAUUAUCGGCCAUGGAGGUCUAACUCCUCCCAAAACCGGGGAAGGAUGGAGCCCCCUCAUCACCAAAAUCUUACGCCAAAUAAACAAGCUGCGACAUUUGCCUAUGGUCGGGGGCGUGGAGAGAAUAAUCCUGGAACCUUUUCAGUUGGUCGUGGAAGGUUUAGCUCUAGUGGAAUCCCGAUGAGCAACAUUCCUGGUCAUUCACAUUCUUUGGGAGCCAUCUCGGACAAGGUUGAUGGUGCCCAUGGAGAGCCUUCCCCUUUGAAAUACAGUAGGACAAAAUUGCUUGACAUUUACAGGAGGACUGAAAUGAGAUCCUAUCAAAAACUAUUAGAUGGAUUUGCAAAAGUGUCUUCUCUUUCACUGGAAGAAUCAUUAGACCCUCUGGCUCUUUGUGCCCCUACUUCUGAGGAGUUGGUUAUUUUGAAAGGAAUUGACAAAGGUGACAUUACAAGUAGUGGUGCACCUCAAAUUUCUAAAGAUGGAUCUGUUGGACGGAAUUCGAUAGAUAAUAUGCAAUCAAGACGAACCAAACUUGGUAGCAGAGAAGACAUCUCUGUUGCUGUCGAUGACGGUAGAGAGGAAAGUGCUGAAAAUUCCAAGGCUCAGUAUUCAAACUAUUCAGAUGGCUUUCCUCUUGAAAAGCAGAUGCAAUCUUACGGGUCUAACUCGAAAAUGGAAGCUAUGCAGGAUCAUCAGAUCUACCUAGAUAACAAGUUCAAUACUGAAGGUUUAAGAGGUGAUAGUGCUCUCUAUAGAAAGGUUGACGAGGUGGGCAUUAGUAAGGAGUUGAACAUGCAGGGAAGUUCCUCUGUUCAUCCUGGAACUACAUGGCGAUUACCAUCACUUGGAGAACGAGCACAGAUGGCUUCUCAUGAUUGGAGAGAGAUUUCAACUGAUGCCAGAUCAGGAGCCUUGGAUUUGGGCUGGUCUCAGCCGCAGAAGAAUGUCAAUGAUGAAAGGGGAAGUGGUUUGGCUGAUUCAUCUCUCUCCAAAGAUGAACCAAAAUGGCCAAUUGUGGAGGACCCUAUUGCUAGAAAGCAGACAUCUACAGCUUUGGAAAGAGAACAGGAAACCCGUAAAGUGUUACAGCCUUCUCCGGAGGAACUUUUGCUUUAUUAUAAAGAUCCACAGGGUGAAAUCCAAGGUCCUUUUGCUGGGAUUGAUAUUAUUGGAUGGUUUGAGGCUGGAUAUUUUGGGAUCGAUUUGCACGUUCGCGUAGCAAGUGCUUCAAGCGAUACACCAUUUUCAUUACUUGGUGAUGUUAUGCCCCACUUAAGGGCAAAAGCUAGACCACCGCCUGGUUUUGGGGGACCAAAACCGAAUGAAAUUACUGAUGCUUCUAAUAGGUUAAACUUCAGUGGCUUUGGGAAGCUUCAUUCUGGUUCAAAUGAGACUGAUAUGGUGAAGAAUGAACCUAGAAACCAACAUGGUUCAACAACGGAAGCUGAGAAUAGGUUUUUAGAGUCACUGAUGUCUGGUAAUUUGAGCAGUUCCCCACUUGAGAAGUUUGCUUUCUCUGAAGAUUUACAAGGAUAUGGUGGAAAUAAUUCUGGGGGUGUGCCUCCAUUGGGUGUCGACGGUGGUAAUGACUUAUACCUUUUGGCCAAGAAGAUGACGCUUGAAAGGCAGAGGUCUUUACCCAAUCCUUAUCCUUAUUGGCCAGGUAGAGAUGCAGCAGUCAUGGCUUCAAAGUCAGAGGUUUCGCUAGACUCAACAAUGCAACAUGCAAAACUCCUCUCUUCAAUGGCUGACAACCCUCGUCAGACUCAUUCUCAGAAUGUGGAUUUGAUGUCUAUCCUUCAUGGUCUAUCUGAUAGGUCUUCAACCAGUGUUAAUAAUGGAGUCAACAGUUGGCCAAAUUUUGCUGCCCAAGGUGCUGUGGAUUCACUUCAGGACAAGUUUGACUUGCAUAAUGGUCAGAAUUUUCCUUCACAAGCUGCACUUGGAAUCCAACAGCAGAGGCUACAACAACAGAAUCAGCCCUCUUUGACCAAUCUUGUUGCUCAAGCUAUAGAAAAUCCUGGCAUUUUAAACCAUGAAAAUCUACUCUCAUCUGGACUCUCUCAAGAUCCCCAAAUGUUAAGCAUACUGCAGCAGCAGUAUUUGUUGCAGUUACAUUCCCAGGCGCCGGUUCCUUCACAACAGCUGUCGGUGUUGGAUAAGCUGUUGAUGCUUAAGCAGCAGCAACAAAAGCAGGAAGAGCAGCAGCAGUUGUUGCGACAGCAGCAACAAUUGCUUUCCCAGGUUCUUUCAGAGCAUCAUUCUCAUCAGCGGUUUGGUGAGCCAUCUUUUGGGCAGUUACAAGCAGCCACAGUGCCUCCAUCAAAUGCAUCAGUGGAUCAUCCUCAGCUCUUAGCACACGAGUUGUUUCCGAUUGGUUCUCAGAUAUCACCAGUUCCUAGUAUGCCAGAGGAACCUAUUGCUAGCAACUUUGUAAAUUCGUCAUCACAGGUUUCGCAGAAUGUUAGUUACAGUGUCAAUUCUGAAUCCUCUUCUUUGCAUUUGCCACAUCAGAUGUUUGGGAAUGUCACCCGUCAGAAAAGUUGGGGUGCUACUCUGCCAGAGCAAAUUGAUGUUGUUCAGGACAAAAAUUCAUUGGUAUCAUCAGCAAUGAUGGAGAGCUCGCUGUUAACUGAGGUGGUGAAUAAAUCUUCACACGAUCCUCCUGUUUUACAGAAAGGUGUCCUUGCCUCUGAUGAGGGUUCUUUACAAAACAUUUCAAGAACCAGUGAACCUGUGGGAGUUACAGCCUCUGAAGUAAAUUUUGAACCAUUGGGAUCUCUUACCAUGCCAUUGGUAGGAACUCGCGGGAAUGAAAUUUUAAUGCCUGAACAGGCAAAUUCUGUGAGAGUUCAACCAGCAGCUGCAGCUGCUGUUGGGGUUCAGCAGGUUGGGACAGAGCAACGCAAUGAUGAGCCUUGCAUGGUUAAAGAAGUAAAAAAUGUUGAUGUGCAGGAAGCUAGAAAAGCUUCAGAGAAGAAGUCCAGAAAGCAAAAGUCGAAGGCACAUUCUGUUUCUGACCAGGCAAGGGGAGUGCCCAAGGCACCAUUUUUGGAAAAGUUGAAGCAAUCCGACACUGAAGGCACAUAUGUGGCUGACAUGAAACUUGAGCCACAAAUUAUAGCAGGAGAAUCAAUUUAUGGAAUGUCUCCACAAAAGAUGAAAGAUAAUAAGUCUGGGAUUCCUGCUGCUGAAGCUAUUCAUUCUCAACAAGUUAACAGCUUGUGGCCUUCGACCAUUGGAGGAGAUGAUGUGGAAACAGUGGAAUUAAAUGAUGAAACUAGGCCAGUUGGAUCGCUCCCAGUGCAGAAUGUUCAAAUGCAGCCUGGGCACCGAGCUUGGAAACCUGCACCUGGUGUCAAGGCAAAAUCAUUAUUGGAAAUCCAACAAGAAGAGCAAAGGAUGGCAGAAAUGGUGGUUUCUGAGGUCAGUGUUUCUGCUUCUGUUAACUCCACCAGUUCAUCAUCUCCAUGGGCUGGAGUUGUCUCAGGUUCAGAUCCUAAAACUUCUAAGGAACUUCACCAGGAUACUGGCAGUGCGGAGUUAAAUUUGGGGAGAACUGAAAGUUCUAUGAAUUUAAAAAGCAAGAAGAGCCAGUUACAUGAUCUUCUGGCUGAAGAAGUUUUGGUGAAAACCAAUGAAAGAGAGGAGGUUCUGGACAAUUCUUAUGGUGCAUCUCCCCUACCGCCUAUUAACAUCCCACUGGAUUCAGUUGAUGAUGACAACUUUAUUGAGGCUAAAGAUACUAAAAAGGGUCGCAAAAAGUCUGCAAAAGCUAAAGGUGUUGGUAGUAAAGCAUUGGUGUCUGUUGCUUCUGCUGAUGUACCUGUUGCACCAGUUCCGGUGGAGAAGGUGAAAAAUUCUCGCCCUGUACAACAGGAGGAGGUUUUGCCUGCACUCCCAUCUGGGCCUUCGUUAGGAGAUUUUGUUCUUUGGAAGGGGGAGUCUACAAAUCCUUCCCCUUCUCCAGCAUGGUCUACUGAUUCUGGGAAGCUUCUUAAACCUGCAUCAUUAAGGGAUAUUCAGAAAGAGCAGGGAAAAAGGGUUUCUUCUGUGAAUCAAAAUCAGAUGUCAGCUCCUCAAAAACCACAGCAAACUCAGACUGCACGUGGAAGUGUUUCUUCAUGGUCACUGUCUGCAUCAUCUCCGUCCAAGGCUGCAUCUCCUAUUCAGAUUAGUUCUAAUUCUUCUGCUCAAACAAAAUACAAAGGAGACGAUGAUCUAUUCUGGGGUCCUAUUGAGCCAUCAAAGCAAGAACCUAAACAGAAUGAUUUCCCUCAACCCCCAAACCAGGUCAGUUGGGGAACUAAGAACACUCCCAUAAAGGGCGCUUCAAGUGGGUCAUUGGGCCGACAGAAGCCUGUGAGUGGCAAACCUGCAGAGCGUCCUCUUUCAUCCUCUCCUGCGCCUGUGCAGCUUUCUUCUCAUAAAGGAAAGAGAGAUGCGAUAAAUAAGCAUUCUGAGGCCAUGGAUUUUAAGGAUUGGUGCGAAAGUGAGUCUGUCAGGCUUACAGGGACAAAGGAUACGAGCUUCCUGGAAUUUUGCUUGAAGCAACCAAGAUCAGAGGCUGAGAUACUUUUAGUGGAGAACUUAGGGUCAUUUGAUCCUAAUCAUGAAUUCAUCGACAAGUUCCUGAACUACCUGGAAUUCUUACCAGCCGAUGUACUUGAAAUUGCCUUCCAGAGUCGGAAUGAUCACGUCAGUGGUUUGAGUGCCGGAGUUGUGAAUUCUGACAUUGUGGGUGUUGCUGAUUUUGAGCGAGAUUCUGCAAUGGGUCAUGAGGGCUCUGCGAAAGGCGGAGGGAAGAAGAAGGGGAAGAAAGGAAAGAAGGUUAGCCCAGCAGUUUUGGGUUUUAACGUUGUUAGCAACCGGAUCAUGAUGGGCGAGAUUCAGACCGUUGAAGAUUCGGGGUGAGGUUGUGAGGGCAGUUGUAAAUACAUUUGUCUGAAAGACGUCUGUAAAUGUUUUGUUUUGUUCUCUUUUUUUUUUCUCCCCUAGGAUUUUUGUUUCUACGGUAAUUAUAGAGCAACCGUAGCAGCACUAAUUUAAUCUGCUUACGCGAUUUUGUGAAGUAAUGUUUUAACAUUAAUCAGUGUUCCUUAAUUUUUCUGGCAAGGGUUAGAAAAAUAUUUUGGCAGAGCUUAAUCUAAUCAGGGUAACUUUUCUCCUUCAA
Molecule: messenger RNA, 5972 nt
Organism: Malania oleifera
Lineage: Eukaryota; Viridiplantae; Streptophyta; Magnoliopsida; Santalales; Ximeniaceae
Product: protein ESSENTIAL FOR POTEXVIRUS ACCUMULATION 1
Exons: 10
Coding region: 137-5713 (1858 amino acids)
Molecular function (GO): protein binding
Source: RefSeq, a predicted model, not a curated record